This is a messenger RNA of Kalmanozyma brasiliensis GHG001, 6654 nucleotides long. RefSeq names its product Formin, FH2 domain protein. Gene Ontology annotation, biological process: actin cytoskeleton organization. Lineage: Eukaryota; Fungi; Basidiomycota; Ustilaginomycetes; Ustilaginales. Bases 1 to 6654 code for a protein of 2217 amino acids. The record is from RefSeq and is a predicted model, not a curated record. Gene Ontology annotation, molecular function: actin binding; small GTPase binding. The transcript has a single exon.
AUGGCAGGCCGAGAGCUGCUGCAGGUCCUCUUGCCCGGCAACGCCGCCAUCUUGUCGGCCUCCGUCCCCUCGGCGGCUUCGACAUCGAUACAGGAUCUCAUCGUCGCCCUCCUCACAGAUCUCACCAACAACAAACAACUCAAAGCGGCAUUCGGGUCCCAUUUCCAGCCCUGGGCAUCAGCCACUUCGAACGACUUUGAGAGCUCCGAGAAAUGGCUCAUCGAUCCUCACGGACAGCUCUGGGCGCUCCAGGCGGUGCAGGCAACCGAGCCAAACUACGAAUGGAAAGAGGAGGAGCUCCGAGCCAUCAAUGACGGCAUUGUCCCAUUGCAAACGGGCGUCUUUGGCUUCCUUCGCAGCCUUGCCGAGGGUCCAAAGCCGUCAGACGAGGACGGCGCUCCCCUUCCUGUGGCCGACCUGUCUUCACCGACAGCCUUCUCCGACUUUCUGCUCUCGUCCCAUCUACACACGCCACGCCUACGACUAGUCUGCGGUGCUGCAGGUCUCAGAGUUCGCCUUCGCUUCGGCCACGUUCCGGAAAUCUACGAUGGCUGGGAUCAGAGAACCUUCUUCCUCCCUGCCGACGCGAAGAGUCCAGAAGCGGCCGGAGUCGGCUCCCUCGUGACGGAAGUCGUCGAAGCUGUCUGCGAAGAGUUCGGCAUUCGUAGGGUCGUGCUUCAGGGUAGCAAGUCGGCUCGUGUCGUAUACGCCCUCUGUCCACUGCCAGCGACACCAGCGUCAGCACCAGCACCUAUGCCACCACCUUCUCCGCUACCGGACAACGCCUCUUUACCGCAAUUGCUCAGCAGCAUGGAUACGUCGGAUCCCGGCCUCAUGUUCACCAUCAGCGCCAGUUGGCUCAACAAACUUGGCACGGUCGCCCAAGGCUUCUCGAAGCACGCUCGUCGUCAGGGCUCCAAUGGCGUCCCUUUGGCGCCAGCUCCCUCCGCAGCGCCUGGCCAGCCCGCUCGAUCGCCUUCUCCCACGAAACAGUCGGCCGUCAAGACAGGCGUGCUUGGCCUAUGGGGCUCGGCUAGUGUGAGCAAAGCCACUGCUGCUCUUCUUCCUGCCGCCUUCUCGCCCGCCGCCAAGAAUGCCUCGCGCUCGACGGGCGAUGCGGAUCUUGACGCUCUCUCCGUGGAGCUCACCUCCGCACGCUUGAAUGCCGAAGAAGAUGAGGAUGAUGCGGGUGGUACGCUCCGAGGAAGCAAACCAACGACGCCUGCUCGACACAACAAUUCGUUGCCAGCAGACGAGUCGCAAAGACAAGCACGAGGAUCUGCAGAGGUAGAAGGCUCUUCUGAAGCUCCAGAACAUGUUGGAAAAGGUCGACGCCAUCACGGUCCACUAGCGACGGCUCGACUGAGCAGGAUGUUCGAGGGCUGGAUGGGAGGCGGUGGCGAGCCAACCUCUCCCUCAUCGUCGAGCUUGCGUCACAAUGCCAUGGACGAACCCGAAACGCCCACAGCCUCGAACAUCGGUCGGGUUCACGGCACCGUUGGCAGGAGCGGCAAGACAUUCAGCGUUAGCGGGCCGCUCGAGCUCGACAGCGACACCAGCAACGUGUCACGCUCGUCUUCGAUUGUUUAUCUUCCCUCACCAGCCUCCGAAGACCUCCACAGCCCCGAGGAGCUGGCAGCCAGAUUCGACAAGCUAAUGAACGAUCUUGGCAUCAAAGGGACAAGCCGUACAGCCAUGCUAGCCCUUCCCGACGAUCGCAAGCGCUUCCUCAUCAGCCAAAAUGAAGCAGCCAGGACGUCGACGCCUUCCAAAUCGCGCAACGCCAUGUCUCCGCAACUGAGCGACAAACCGGCGUCGCCUACCCUCAGCAAUAGCUCGGACACAGUAGGGCGAAGCGUUGGUCUUCCUUCUGGGUGGUCCAACCGCUUCAGCAUUUCCAGCAUCACCAACUGGGCCACAGGGGACGCCAAUAGCUCUGGCGCAGGCUCCGCAAAGGAAGACGAGGGCGAUGCCAGUCCCCGCGUGAGCCUUUCUGGCGAUGCUUCCAGUCAGGGUAGCACUAGCACUCGCCCGACGACGAUGAUCUCCGAGACCGGCUCGUUCGGAUCCGUCGACUCGAGGCCACACAGCAACGGCGAUCACACCAACACGCUUCGAGCACACCACACCGGCAGCAGCGCCGGCGUCACCGCAAGUCUGUUCAGCAACUGGUGGGGAGGUGGAAGCACGAUCGCAGGCGUCAACGCAAGUCAGGAUCCAGGAGGCGGCGACGAGUGCAACGCGGCGAUGGGUCACGUCACCAGAUUGAAGGAUGGCAAGCUGAGCCGAAAGGACCUCUUCAAACACCUGCUCUCGCUGCGUGUCACGCUCAGCAGCGCCAAACUCUCUUGGAUCGACAGCUUCCUCCACUGCGACGGACUUGGGGCUCUGGAACGCAUCAUGCAGCACGAGACAGAGGGCAUUGUCAGCAGCCUCAUUGUCCAUCGCACCAAGCAAGUCGAGCGCAAGGACAUGUCGGAUGCCAUCCUGCUCGAGGCGGUCAAGUGUCUCCGAACGCUCAUGAACAUCGAGCUCGGCUUCGAAAAGGUGUUGGAGCAGUCCAAUCUGGUCAACUACAUUGCCUUUGCCCUCCGCUCUCCCUCGUACAAGCUGCGUCUUCAGGUCGCCGAUGUGCUCGCCGCCUUGUGCGUGCUUUCGCUCGACGACGGCCAUCGCAUGGUCUGCGGCGCUCUCUCGGAGCUCAAGAUUGCCACGGGCGAGCGCUUUCGGUUUGCGUUCUUGGUCGACGAUCUCAAGCCGGACUCGUCGGAGGAUGCACUCAACGAUGCAUGGAACGCAGGUCUCAAAGACGCAAAUGCGGAUGAAGCCAUCGAGUGGGAAUACAGAGCUGCCGCCAUGGUCCUUGUGAACGCCAUCACCAACAGCCCAGAGGACCUCGAGGAAAGGGUCUCGCUGCGUGACGAGUUCGCCCGUCGAGGCCUCAACGAAGUGCUCGUAUCGCUCCGCUACGUCGAUCCACCAGAGAGCUUGGCGACGCAGAUUCAAGUGUACGUCGAAGAAAAGCAAGAGGAUCAAGACGAGCUGCACGACCGCGCUCUGCACCUGUCCGAUCGCGACCGCGAGCGUGAUACCGAUGUCAUGUCCGACCUCGGCGAGGCCGGCGAAAUCCUUCGCAGGUCUCAGGACGCGCACGAGGACCUCUAUCCUAUCAUGAUCUCCAUCUUGCGUCACACCUCGAGCAUCCUCGAUCGCGACAUUGACCAUCAGUUCAAGACGGAUCUUCUGUUCGUGGUGGACAAGUAUGUCGAACAAUCAGCUGACGUCGCCGACUUUGACGAAGGCUGGAGGAGUUUCAUGCGCUCUUACCUUGCCAACAUCCAGCACCUGGUCGGGAAACAGGCCAUGAUCAAGGCCAACGCCAACAGAAUCAGCGACACGAGCACCGUUCCGAGCAGCUUCAUCGAGGAGCUCGAGGGUCUGCGUGCCAAGGUCGAGGAGCUCAGCGACGAUAAAGCCAAGCUGAGCACCAGGCUCAACGAGCAGACUGCCGAGGUCAUCACGCUCCGAAGCUUACCGGGGGCUGCCGCACUGCGCAAGGAUUCGGCCGAAGAUGACGCAGCCUCCUCGGGUUUGCCAUCGUCGCAGCCCAAGCGCGGCGAUAAAGAGAGCUUCGCCGGUGUCAUUCAUCGGUUAGUUGCGAAGGAGAAGCAGGUCAUCGAGCUGCAAGCCGAGCUCGACCGUCUUUCCUCCGCUGCACGACCCGAGGAGCGCACCGAUGGAGAUGAUCGAGCCAAGAAGGAGCGUCUGGAACGGAACCGUCAAUGGACCAACCUGAUGGACGAGAUUGCGCGUCACAAGGAGCAACUCGCCGGUGCAGAAGCCAACGCCGAAGCGAAGGAGCGCGAGAUCAAGUAUCUCAAGCGUGCUCUCGAGACAGUCUACGGACGUUUCCAGAGCGGCAUGGCGCAAGCUCAAGAAGAAGCAGAGGCGAAGGACCACGGAGAAGAAGCGUCCAAGAGCGCCACAUCGGCCGGCAACUCGGAGAUGGAAGCCGACAUGAUGGCACGUCGCACGAUCGAGGCGCUGAGCAAGAAGGAUGUCGAGAUCUCGGAGCUCCGUGCGGACGUGGCCAAGCUUCAGGAGAAGGCGCUUCAGUCGAUGGAAGCCGCCAAGUCGACGAAAGAGAUGGAGGCACUGCAGAUCCAGCUCGGUGAGAAGGACAACCACAUCACCAAGCUCGGAGACGAAAUGGCCAAGUUGCAAGCAUUGCUGCUUCAGCUUCAGAUCCAACCUGCUGGCUCUGGAACGAGCUCUGCCGGUGCUGCACCGAAUCAUCGUCAAGCAUCAAGGCCGCCCGGCGCACCUGCGCCUCCCCAUACAGGAUCUGCUGCCCUCGGGACCACGCCGUCGCCGCGUUUGCAGAUGGUCGCCGAAAGCCAGAGCGUGUCUGCCGGCGAUGCUCCUCCUCCUCCUCCUCCACCUCCGCCGCCGCCUGCGCCGCCGGCUGCUGCCGGGCUCGCUGCAGGUGCCUCAGGAAGCGUCAGUCUGGACGGACCUCCUCCACCGCCUCCUCCUCCGCCGCCGCCUCCGGGACCUGGCAUGCCUUCCACCACAGCGGCGACAAGUUCAGGAGCUCCUCCUCCUCCACCGCCGCCAUCGCCACCGCCGCCCGUGCAGGCAGGUGCGACUGCGGGCGCGUUCGUAGCUGGGCCGCCGCCACCACCACCGCCGCCUCCCCCUGGUGUUGCAGCUGGUAUGCCGCCACCGCCUCCUCCCCCGCCUUCCAACGCCCGUCCGAUUCCGCCACCUCCGCCUAGCGCACUCAACACACCCAAACCUCCUACUUUGCCUCCUCUCCCGAAGAAGAAGCGCAAAGCCCUGUUCUGGAACAAAUUACCAGCUCAUUCGCUAUCGAGCACCGUCUGGAGCGAUCUUCCUAAAACAUCUGUCGACGUGACAGGCGAGAUCGAUCGUCUGGACGAGCUCUUUGCCAUCGGAAGCAAGCCAGUCGCUGCGGUGCCCGAUGCCAAACAAGCGGGCCAAAAGGCAAAGCCGACCACAUUGCUCAAUCUCACGCGGGCGCAAAACGUCUCGAUCGUCCUGACCAGGAUCAGGAUGCCAUUCGCCGAGAUGCGAGCCGCGAUCUUGCAAUGCGACGAGUCCAAGCUCAGCAUCGACCACCUCAAGAGCAUCAACAAGUGCCUUCCUACGACGGAUGAGCUCGGGCUUGUGCGCGACUACGAUGGCGACAUCGGCACGCUCAGCAAGGCGGAUCAGUUCUUCAAGGAGAUGCUCGGCAUUCCACGACUAUCGGAGCGCCUAGCUUGCAUGGUAUACAUGCGGACGUUCGAGUUGGAUCUGGAGGAGAUCAAGCCGGACCUGCGCAUCCUCAAGCACGCUGUUGACGAGAUCAACGGAAGCGCCAAGUUCAAAUCGGUGCUUCACACGGUGCUGACGAUCGGCAACGUGCUCAACUCUUCGACGUUCCGAGGCGAGGCGGCGGGUUUCCAACUGAGCGAUCUGCUCAAGUUGAGGGACACGAAGCCAUCUCAGCCGACACCGGCGACGCCCACCCUGCUGCACUACCUGGUCCGCGUGCUCAACAAGACCGACAAGACGCUGGUCGGCUUCUUGGACGACUGCUCGCACGUCGAAGCUGCCGCACGACUCUCGACCACGUCGGUCAUGGCUUCCAUCGCGGCCCUCAUUACUGGCCACGUGACGAUCAAACGAGAGAUGACAGUACUACAGAACGUCGGCAUCUCUUCGCAGAGCGACCGCUUCGUCGACGUCACAGACGAGUUCCUUCGCCAGACGAGCCCGCAACUCAAAGCGCUCCAGCUGGUAGAAAGGACAGUCUCGGCCAAUCUCAGCAAGCUGCUGACCUACUUUGGCGAGGAUCCGAGCCAGACCAAGCCCGAAGACUUUUUCGGGCUGGUGAGCAGCUUUGGACAGGCGCUGAUGCGGGCAGAGGAAGACACGCUGCAGGCGGAUCGAAAGGCGGAGUUGGAGGCGCAGAAGAAGCAGAAGGGCUUGAUGGGCAAGGGCAGAUUUGGGACGCGUGUUGCGCAGUUUGGUCCCGAAGUGCGAGGGCCGCUGGCUGGUGUCGCCGCCGCCGCCGGCGGGGCGGGUACACAGUCGACUUCGGCUGCAGAGACGCUCGAUUCGCCCAUCAGCGACGUCACGCCUACCGCAUCGCGCUUCCAGUCUUCAGACAGUGGCAGUGGCGGAACGCUUCGGGCGGAUCAAUCACCCGCGAUCUCCGUCCCGGCCGACGCAGCCCGCCGCUCCUACCGCGGCAGAGGUCAGCUGGACGAAGCGAUCAAAGAGCUGCGCGCCGGCGCGGCGGGUCGCAAGCUCGCCAACGUCUUUGCCAACCGCGACGCCUCUCCCUCACCCACCAAGCCGUCCUCCCGCAUCUUUGCCCGCCCUCCCCCGCUCGAGAUUGACACAACCGCCGAGGAGGAGGGGGACCAGAUGCAGACGCUCGAAGCUGGCACCAUUGGCAGAAGUCGAUUCUCACCUGCGACGCUGAGGAACGGUACGGGCAGGGAUAGUAUCUAUGGUACGCUGUCAGGUAAUCCUAACGGCACGCUGAGCGGGAGGAAGAGUUUGAGGGUCAAGCAGGGUGGGGCGAGACGGCCGUUGAGUCGGGUGUUUUUGACGGGAGAUCGGGUGGAGCGGGACGAUUGA